AUGGACAACAAUGCAAACGACAACGACACGUCCACGGCCCAUCACCACCUCCCACGAGGACUCCCCACCACCCGACGGCACAACACGACGACACGAGACAACAAUGGCACAACAACAACGGUACGCACACACAACACAACGAGACACAACGGUGACGAGGACCACCCAGCAACGGCAACGACAGCCUAG
This is a messenger RNA of Laccaria bicolor S238N-H82, 189 nucleotides long. RefSeq lists its product as uncharacterized. The transcript has 2 exons. Lineage: Eukaryota; Fungi; Basidiomycota; Agaricomycetes; Agaricales; Hydnangiaceae. Bases 1 to 189 code for a protein of 62 amino acids. The record is from RefSeq and is a predicted model, not a curated record.